Arachis stenosperma is the source of this 2448-nucleotide messenger RNA. Its product is annotated as probable methyltransferase PMT2. Bases 323 to 2146 code for a protein of 607 amino acids. The record is from RefSeq and is a predicted model, not a curated record. Gene Ontology annotation, cellular component: cytoplasm; trans-Golgi network; endosome. Lineage: Eukaryota; Viridiplantae; Streptophyta; Magnoliopsida; Fabales; Fabaceae. The transcript is spliced from 7 exons. Gene Ontology annotation, molecular function: methyltransferase activity.
ACGAAGCAGAGACCUCGUAUUUUUCGAAGGCAAUAAACAUUUCUGAAUUUUGACGGACAUAGCGUAAGAUAAGCAAGUACACACAAACACAGCCAGCUCAACCCAAUCAUCCACUCCUCCUCUUUCUGCCAUUCCAAACGAAAAGAAGACUACGAACUCCUCUGCUUGUUUCAGAUCUUCCCUCACUGUUUUGUUCUUUUCAUUCUCUGCACAGAGGGUUGUUCCUUUCCUUUCUCCAUCUUCGACCAACUGCCCAAUCAUCAAGUCUUAAACUUGAUUUUGUAAGCGACUCAUGUCGGUUUGGAGAUAAUAAAGAUCCAUCAUGGUUACAAAAGGGAACCCGGGAGACAACAGAAACAAUAAGGGUCCCAUGCCUGUUUUCACGGUAGUUGGCUUGUGUGCUUUCUUCUAUAUAUUAGGCGUAUGGCAGCGGAGUGGUUUUGGAAAGGGAGACAGCAUAGCGGUGGCAAUUAACAGAGAAACGGAUUGCAGUGUUCUGAGUGAUCUUAGCUAUGAAUCCCAUCGCGAUGGUGAAGCUGGAGCGCCUGAUGCUCCCGAAGGAGGAGUCAAGGAGUUCAAGCCAUGUGAUGAUCAAUACAUUGAUUAUACUCCUUGUCAUGAUCAAAGACGAGCAAUGACAUUCCCCCGCGAAAAUAUGAUGUAUAGAGAAAGGCAUUGUCCUCCUCAAGAAGAAAAACUUUAUUGUCUCAUACCAGCUCCUAGAGGAUAUGCAACCCCAUUUCCAUGGCCCAAGAGCCGUGAUUAUGUUCCCUACGCGAAUGCCCCUUACAAGAGCUUGACAGUGGAGAAGGCUGUGCAAAACUGGAUACAAUAUGAAGGAAAUGUUUUCAGGUUUCCUGGUGGAGGCACACAGUUUCCCCAAGGAGCUGAUGCUUAUAUUGAUGAACUAGCAUCUGUUAUUCCACUCGACAAUGGCAUGGUUAGAACUGCUUUAGAUACUGGUUGUGGGGUUGCUAGUUGGGGGGCAUACCUGUUUAAGAAAAAUGUUGUUACAAUGUCAAUUGCACCAAGGGACUCUCAUGAAGCACAAGUGCAAUUUGCUUUAGAAAGAGGUGUUCCGGCUAUCAUUGGCGUUCUUGGAACCAUCAUGUUGCCUUUCCCUUCUGGAUCAUUUGACAUGGCACAUUGUUCUCGCUGUUUGAUUCCAUGGGGUGGAAAUGAUGGUAUAUAUAUGAAGGAGGUUGAUCGAGUUCUCAGACCUGGUGGUUACUGGAUCCUUUCUGGCCCUCCAAUCAGCUGGAGGAAUAGCUACCGAGCAUGGCAGCGUCCUGAAGAUGAGCUUGAGGAGGAGCAAAAGCAGAUUGAGGAUAUUGCUAAACUUCUUUGUUGGGAAAAGAGACAUGAGAAGGGUGAAAUCGCUAUAUGGAGAAAAAGAUUAAAUACUGAUGAAUGCACUGAACAAGAAGCUCAAUCUUCAACAUGUGAUGCUACAAAUGCCAGUGAUGUCUGGUACAAAAAGAUGGAAAAUUGUAUAACUCCUACUAAAACUAAUGGUUCGUGGAAGCCAUUCCCAGAGAGACUCAAUGCUAUUCCUUCCAGAAUAACAAGUGGAUCUGUUCCUGGUCUAUCUGUAGAGAUAUUUGUGGAUGAUAAUCGAUCAUGGAAGAAGCAUGUAAACGCUUAUAAGCGGGUCAACAAAAUCAUUGACUCGGGAAGGUAUCGCAACAUAAUGGACAUGAAUGCUGGUCUGGGGAGUUUUGCUGCUGCCAUGGACUCUCCGAAAUUAUGGGUUAUGAAUGUUGUGCCUACAAUCGCAGAGAAAGCUAACCUUGGUGUUAUAUUUGAGCGUGGAUUGAUUGGCAUUUAUCACGAUUGGUGCGAAGCCUUCUCCACAUAUCCCAGGACCUAUGACCUAAUCCAUGCAAAUGCUGUUUUCAGCUUAUACAAGAAUGAGUGCGGCGCAGAAGACAUUUUAUUGGAGAUGGAUCGUAUAUUACGGCCUGAAGGAGCUGUAAUAAUUCGAGAUGAUGUUGGCGUGCUAAUGCGGGUGAAGAGAAUUGUGAGAGGAAUGAGGUGGAAAACGAGAAUGGUGGAUAAUGAGGAUGGUCCAUUGGUUUCAGAGAAGGUUUUGUUUGCAGUCAAGCAGUAUUGGGUUGCAGGUGACAACAGUACAAGCUCACUGUGAUUAACGUAAGCAUUAAGCAGAGUUAUUGGAAUGGAACAAUCGUUUCCAAACACACUUCUAAUUGCAUGUACUUUGGAGUUUGUCUAGCUGGGUGAGAGCUUGGAGACAUGAAAUUGCCGGGUGCCGAAGAUAUUAGUGGCCGUAUGUUUAAUUUUGUUAAAUUGCAGAGUGAAUAAGUGAGCAAAAACAUAAUAAUUAGUGAAUGCGUUGAGUGUAAUUAGCGAGAGAAAACCGUUAGUUAGGUUUUUUGUUUGUUUGUAAUUUGGUUUUGUUUGUAUGAAUGUAAUUUUUACCAUCAUAAA